CUCGACUUUUGUUUGUCCACACACCACGCGUCCACCAUGGUCAGCCUAUACAAGCCCGCGUUUGAGCGCUACUCGCCCGUCGACAAGGAGAGCUACAAGACGGUCGUCACGCGAUGGCCCGUGAUUAUCACCAACAUCGUGUCCGCCGUCAGCACUGUGAACCACGAGCUCACGUCUGACUCGAGCGCCGACGCCCCGGCCAAGCUCGCCGAGGGCAAGGAGAUUGUCUCCAAGCUCAGCGCGCUCAAGCACAACAUGGGCAGGAACGGUGUCCUUGAACCCAUCCCCGACGACGGCAACGCCAACCGCGCGUGCUACAACGACGAGCUCGCCGCGACUGCCGACGACGACAAGCGCUGGUUCACCGCCAACUGGCUCUUCGCCGAGUGCUAUCUCUACCGCCUCCUCCGCUCGUACUUUGCCCUCACGGCCCAUUGGAAGACGUAUGACCCCUUCUUCGCGUCCAAGGCCGAGACGUACAAGUCGUCCUCUGGCGCGAUCCUGCACCUCGCGCACGCGCUCAACUCGAUGGUCGAGAGCAAGGACCUCCAGCAGGGCUUUGAGAAGGAGGGUAGCGCACUGGAGAUCGCUUUCUGGGAGAUGGUCCAGGCCGACCUGUGGGGCAACGCGACCGACCUCUCGCUCCUAACCGACCUCAAGUACGAGGACCUGCAGAAGCUCCAGGCUGUUGGAUCUGCCGCGCAGGCCGAGCAGGCUGAGAAGAUCCUCCGCAACGACCUGCCCAAGGUCUGGGAGCUGCUCAAGACGCUCAAGGAUGGCCGGGUCGACAUCGUCAUGGACAAUGCUGGAUUCGAGCUCUACACUGACUUCAUCUUCGCCGACUUCUUGUUGUCGUGCACGCCGUUCGUCAAGGAGGUCGUCUUCCACCCCAAGACGAUCCCGUGGUUCGUGAGCGACGUGCUCCCCUACGACUUUGAGUGGGCCAUCGACUCGCUGUUCGACACGUCCUUCUUCGCGUCCCACGCGAACCUGAAGGAGGGCGACACCGAGGCGCUCUCGGCCCUCGCCGCGCGCUGGAAGGCGCACCAGACCUCGGGCCGCUUCCGCCUCUCGGUGCCCACCACCACCGCGCUGGGCGCCAACGUCCUUGCCGCAAACUUCUGGACAACGCAGUACGCGUACCAGGACCUGCCGGCCGUCGACCCCGCGCUUCUUGCCGAACUCCAGAAGAGCGACCUCGUCAUGUUCAAGGGCGACUUGAACUACCGCAAGCUCAUCGGUGACGCCAAGUGGCCCGUCACGACGCCGUUCUCCGAGGCCCUUGGCCCCCUUGCCGGCAAGUUCAACCUCCUCUCCCUGCGGACCAACAAGGCAGACACCAUCUGCGGCCUGCCCGAGGGCAUCGAGGCGCGCCUCGACAAGGAGGCGCCAGACUGGCGCGUGUCGGGCAAGUACGCCGUCGUGUCGUUCGAGCCCAAGGCAUAAACCCUUUAAAAACCUAGACCAAC
This is a messenger RNA of Vanrija pseudolonga, 1469 nucleotides long. Its product is annotated as Protein-glutamate O-methyltransferase3. Gene Ontology annotation, molecular function: phosphatase activity. Bases 37 to 1446 code for a protein of 469 amino acids. Gene Ontology annotation, cellular component: nucleus. The record is from RefSeq and is a predicted model, not a curated record. The transcript is spliced from 11 exons. Gene Ontology annotation, biological process: DNA damage response. Lineage: Eukaryota; Fungi; Basidiomycota; Tremellomycetes; Trichosporonales; Trichosporonaceae.